AUCGCUUUUUUUCUUUUUUUUUUUGCAGCAUCAGUACCGCGCUUCUAUUGCAUUCAUUAGCUCAAGACGGAGCGCGCUGCGGAGCGACACUGCACCGUUUCGGAGGACACACAAACAGUGUAAGAGGGAGGAUAGAAGGAGAAGAAAAGGACAAACGAGGCAGUUCACCGGGGAUAGAAAACCCCCAAAGAAACGCCUGAAAAAAUAACAUACGAGACGGACCCAAGGAAAUUAAUCAGUCAAGGCAGCAAAACCAAGCUGUAAUAUAUUAUUGGCGAGGAACGAGGAAGCAAUGAAGGAUCGUACGCAGGAACUACGAAGUGCUAAGGACAGUGAUGAUGAUGAGGAAGUUGUCCACGUUGACCGGGACCAUUUUAUGGAUGAAUUUUUUGAACAGGUGGAAGAGAUUCGAGGCUGCAUAGAGAAGCUUUCCGAGGAUGUGGAACAAGUAAAAAAGCAGCACAGUGCCAUCCUUGCAGCACCCAACCCUGAUGAAAAAACUAAACAGGAGUUGGAAGACCUUACAGCUGAUAUUAAAAAAACAGCCAAUAAAGUGCGCUCAAAGUUAAAAGCAAUUGAGCAAAGUAUUGAACAGGAGGAGGGACUGAACAGAUCAUCUGCGGACUUGAGAAUCCGUAAGACACAGCAUUCCACACUGUCACGCAAAUUUGUGGAGGUUAUGACCGAGUACAACACCACACAAUCCAAGUAUAGAGACCGUUGCAAGGACCGUAUCCAGAGACAACUGGAGAUCA
Paramormyrops kingsleyae is the source of this 755-nucleotide messenger RNA. Lineage: Eukaryota; Metazoa; Chordata; Actinopteri; Osteoglossiformes; Mormyridae. The record is from RefSeq and is a predicted model, not a curated record.